AUGCGAACCUCUAAAAUAAAAAAAGGAUGCGAUGUUCACUAUAAUGCAAAUCUGAACAAUAUAAGUGGUUGUCCUAUCGGCUCAAAAGCAUGGCCACUAACACUUCCAUGGAAAGUCAACUAUCAAAAGGCGAAUGGUGAAAGACUACCGGAACCGAAUCCCAAGAAACGAAUACACCUGAUGCCGUUGUGCAAGAAACGGGUCAAUGGCGAAGCUCCAUACUAA
Messenger RNA from Funneliformis mosseae, 225 nucleotides. Lineage: Eukaryota; Fungi; Glomeromycota; Glomeromycetes; Glomerales; Glomeraceae. The record is from the annotation of a GenBank genome assembly.